CAGACUUCGACAAAACACCGGCAUGUAUCUUGCCCUGAUCACCGGUGAUCGAUUCUGCGCAGAAUUUGGCCAUCUCGAACAAGCCUAAUGAGAAUGGGUCAACAAGUGGUCGACUUCACGCGGCACUGCGCAGACUGAUCAGCGAAUGACAACAAAGUCCCGCGAGAGUGAUUAGAAAGCACCGCUUGCUCUUUCCGGUGUGCUGACCUCAAGCCUGACCCAAAAUGUACUUCCAUGUACCCUUAUGAACUCGUGCCUAAUGCCCUAUAGGUCUGCACUUCCUGACGUCACCAAGUGUGGACUCGGAGGACGUCCACAAGACCGGAGUGCGCCAUUUAGACCAGGGCCUUGGACGCAGCCAAUGGAGUGCUGGCUACGUAUUUCCGGUAAAAUCUCAGGGGGCAGAAAAGCUUCCGGGUGGUAUUCAAACAUGGCAGACGCAUUCUAUCACAUGUUCUAUAAGUGGUCCGUUAAUUUGUGACUUAGCGAUCGAUAAAGAUUAGUAUUAAUAUAUUUCAUAAUUAUAUCACCAUAUAUUAUUAUAUAUGUUUCAUAUAACAGCAAGUGAUGUUUAAAUUCCUCCGACGCGAGGGUGGGUCAUCCCGGGUUUGUUGUGUCCCGUUUUGUAAAGCUUCGCAAAGGUUUAACUCCGUUGUGAGUUUUCACUCUUUUCCCAAGGACAAGGAAACUCGCAAUGAGUGGAUUCACAGUAUUCGACGUGAGGAUUUGAACAUUACGCCGGAUACCAGAGUGUGUAGCCGUCACUUCAGGAGCGAUGAUGUGAUCGAGUCGUCAACUCCUACGGGACGACGACUUCUGAAGAAGGGGGCUGUGCCAACUUUGUUCCAGUGGAACAACUACUCCGUUUCAACACCGAGACGCACCGGGAUGUUGAGGAUGACGUCACAGAUGUGCUGUAAAUCAGUGGGAACUGAUCUGUCCAUGCUGGAUAUUGAUGAUUUCAUCACAGAAAUCUGUCAGCUGAAGAAAGAGGUGGCGUUACUGGAGGAAAAGCUGAGGACAAGAGGAGAUGAACUCAACACUGAGGUUUGGACACAUUCAACAUCAUUUACUGCUUUUAUACUGUCAUUCAUGUCAAACUAAACCAAAGUGAGACAUCACACAUAUAUUCUAUAUAAAGCUCCAGUGCUGAUGAUGUGUUGUGUGUUUGUCAGAUUGUGGUAAAGGUCGAGUCAAACCCCACAGACGCUCAGGACACUGUGUGUGACAGUAAUCACACCUUGAAUCAGGAUGAAUCUACUGAUCAAACCUCCACAGAGUCUCUGGAUUCUGUCUGUAACGCUGGAGAACAGCAGAUCCUGAACACCAGACCACUCAACAUGUGUUCUGUCACACUGGUGGACUGCAGGAAACUCAUGGAGAUAAAAACUGAACCACAGUGAAGGAAGAACAG
Molecule: messenger RNA, 1414 nt
Organism: Triplophysa rosa
Lineage: Eukaryota; Metazoa; Chordata; Actinopteri; Cypriniformes; Nemacheilidae
Product: THAP domain-containing protein 2-like
Exons: 2
Coding region: 568-1104 (178 amino acids)
Molecular function (GO): sequence-specific DNA binding
Source: RefSeq, a predicted model, not a curated record